Effrenium voratum is the source of this 246-nucleotide messenger RNA. NCBI's taxonomy places the organism in Eukaryota, Dinophyceae, Suessiales, Symbiodiniaceae. The record is from the annotation of a GenBank genome assembly.
AUGGUGGCAGGCUUUCUGCAGACAGCUGACCACGCCCUCCCGCCCUUUGCAAGAGGCACGGAGCUUUGUCGCGGCAACGUCCUGGCGCUUUUGGCGGCGCCGGAGCGCCUCUUUGCAGAGACCGAUGGCAAGCGUGCCCGGCUCCAUGAGCGGGUGGUGGACUUAUUUGUGAUUUGCGAGGCCGCUCUGGAAGAUGGCCUGCCUAACUUUGUCGUGCGAGAAGUGCCCGAACAGUCCGUUGGAUAG